AUGACCUCAAAAAAUGAAAUAACUGAAAGCCUUUUAUGUGGUGGAGAAGAUAUUUCAGCACUUGUAGUUGAUCUAGGUUUUUAUAGUUCCAAAAUAGGGCAUAAUCAGGAAGAUACACCAAGAAUAUUUUUAAAUAGCAUAUGUGGAGAGGAUAUAUAUGACAACGGUUAUUUUAAUAAUGCGGAAGAAUACAACAAAGGGAUGCAUAAGGACAAAUUAAAGUUUCCAUUAAAUAUAUAUAAUAGACACGAAAAUGUAAGAAUAAAACCUUUAUUUUAUAAGGAUAGUAUGAGUAAUGAAGUUAUAUUAAAUACUGAUGUAUUUGAAAAAAUAAUAGAAUAUUCGAUAGAGGGUGUAGAAAUAAAAAGAGUAUAUGAAUGUAGUGAUGAAAUAAUAGAUCCAUUUAAAAUAGGUGGAUUAAAUUUAAAUAUUAGUGAGCAUCCAAUUCUUUUAUCUGAAUCUAAUAUACAUAAUAAUAAAAUAAGAGAACAAAUGACAGAAAUACUAUUUGAAAAAUAUAAUGUUGCUGCAUUAUAUUUUGCUAAAAAAGCUAAACUCACAUCUUUUAGUUUAGGAAGAUCUAAUUCGCUAGUUAUAGAUAUUGGGUUUAGUUCAUUAAAUAUAAAUGGGGUAUAUGAAGGAUAUGUUCUUCAAAAAAAUUCCAUGGACUUUAAUAUUGGUGGGGAUUAUUUUGAUAGGUUAAUAUAUAAUAAAUUGCAAAAAAAUAAUGUUAAUAUUUUGCCAUAUUUUUGCAAAAACUAUAUAAAUGGUAAUAAUAAUGGAAAUGUUGAUUUAUUUAAAAAUAUUCAUGACUCAUAUAGAGAGGAAGCUAUUUUGGAUGUAAUCAGGUAUAUGAAAGAAAGUGUUUGUAAAGUUCGGGUUGAACAUAAUAGCGCCCAUGGAAAUAGUAUAAAUGAAAGUAAUAACAAUGAGACAUGCAAAAAAAGUACAAAUAGUAAUGAAAGUGAUAAUAAUUUAAAUAAUCAUUCGGAAUAUAUUAAUAAUGAAAGUUAUUCUUUAAAAGAUGAAUUUUUUGAAUUACCAGAUGGUUUUAAAAUUAAUAUAGAUAAUUAUAAAUAUGAUAUAGCUGAACAUUUAUUUAAAAAUUCACAAUUUGAAAACAAUUUCAAAGGAUUACCACAAUCAGUUAUUGAUUAUAUUAUAUCAUCUGAUGUAGAUAUAAGAAAAGAUUUAUUACAAUCUAUUAUAAUAACUGGUGGGUCCUCAUUAUUUCCAGGUUUAGCUGAACGAUUAUUUUAUUCUUUAAAAGAAAGUGAAGCUUUUGCUAAUUCGAUUAAAGUAAAAAUAUUAAAUAUGUCAUCAAUUGUGGAAAAUAAAUACUCAUCAUGGCUAGGUGGAUCUGUUUUAGCUAGCUUGGGUACAUUUCAACAAUUAUGGGUGUCCAAAAGUGAGUACCUUGAUUCAGGACACAAACUUAUAUUUGACAGGUGUUUUUAA
This is a messenger RNA of Plasmodium vinckei vinckei, 1458 nucleotides long. Its product is annotated as actin-related protein, putative. Gene Ontology annotation, biological process: regulation of transcription by RNA polymerase II. Gene Ontology annotation, cellular component: SWI/SNF complex; NuA4 histone acetyltransferase complex. The record is from RefSeq and is a predicted model, not a curated record. Bases 1 to 1458 code for a protein of 485 amino acids. Lineage: Eukaryota; Apicomplexa; Aconoidasida; Haemosporida; Plasmodiidae. Gene Ontology annotation, molecular function: chromatin binding. The transcript has a single exon.